This is a messenger RNA of Closterium sp. Naga37s-1, 963 nucleotides long. NCBI's taxonomy places the organism in Eukaryota, Viridiplantae, Streptophyta, Zygnematophyceae, Desmidiales, Closteriaceae. The record is from the annotation of a GenBank genome assembly.
AUGCGAUGGGAGCGAAGAGCAGCGCAGGGAGAAGAGCAGGCGGAGAGGAGAGCUGGGGAGUUGAGGGUUGGAGAGCAGAGGGUUGGAGAGCAGAGGGUUGGAGAGCAGAGGGUUGGAGAGCAGAGGGUUGGAGAGCAGAGGGUUGGAGAGCAGAGGGUUGGAGAGCAGAGGGUUGGAGAGCAGAGGGUUGGAGUGCAGAGGGUUGGAGAGCAGAGGGUUGGAGAGCAGAGGGUUGGAGAUCCGUACGAGUGGGAGGGGGGACGGGGUGAAGGGAGGAGGGGUGGAGCAAGAGGGGGUGACGUUGGGGAGGGAGGAUGGGAUGGGGAGGACCUUGCAACAGUUUCUCUUUCCCCUCUCCUCUCCCCCGUUCCCGGUUCCCCCUCCUCCCUCGCUAAUGUUGUUAGUGGAGCUAUUGUUCCUCCCCUCCUCCCUUCCUUCAUCCUCCUUCCCAUUUCCACCUUUCCUCCUCUUCGCCCUUCCUUUCAACUCCCCUACGGUGGACGGCACGUGCUAGAGGUGCUUGGUCUCUCUGAUGACGUGGCCACUGCUGACGUGGAGGCAGUCAUUCACAACCUAGUCAUGGAAGCCACGUGCAUGGAUGCUGCUGCGUCCUCUGUGCUAUCAGCAGCGACAGCAGCUCUGGCAGGCGCUGCCUCGCCGCCCUUCCACUUCCGCCCUUUAGACACUGCCUCGGAGCACUACCCUUUCAUCCGCCGACGAGAUCUAGAAACCCCCAUUCCUCGCCCCGCCACUUCAAUUCGGGCAGCGCAAAGAAUGAUCGCGGGGGCACUUGCAGCGACCAAUCAGAAUGCAGCCCUGGCAAUCCGGGCAGCAGCAGCGGCGGCAGCAGCAGCAGCAGGAGGAGUGGCCGGGCAGGUUGGAGAGAAGAGGAUGGAGGCUGAGAGGAGGAUGAGACUGGAGGAGCGGAGGCGACUCAAGGACGAGGCAUGGGGGGAUGACUGA